This is a messenger RNA of Octopus bimaculoides (California two-spot octopus), 3140 nucleotides long. RefSeq names its product rho GTPase-activating protein 26. Gene Ontology annotation, biological process: signal transduction. Gene Ontology annotation, cellular component: cytoplasm. Lineage: Eukaryota; Metazoa; Mollusca; Cephalopoda; Octopoda; Octopodidae. The record is from RefSeq and is a predicted model, not a curated record. Gene Ontology annotation, molecular function: protein binding; GTPase activator activity.
CGAUUUGACGAAACGAAACAGAUAAUUAAAACAAUCGAUUUAUCCGCAUAUGUGGAAGGAAUGCAUUAUUUGCUUUAGCAACAUAGAAAUUGAAAGAUUGCAGAGUAAAUGAAUGUAAGGAGUCAGGUGUUGUGGGACGUAAUCAAAGGGGAGACAAUCAUUUUUGCUUUCAGAGAAUGUCACUAGGAGUGCGCGAAGCUAGAUGAUUGCACAGAAGCAUUAACACCGCCAUGAUUGCUGUGUUUGAAGUGGGUGUGUAAAGAUUGCAGUUUUGAGAGACAUUGAAAAUUAAUCAUGGGACUGCGACCGCUGGAAUUCGCGGAAUGUUUAACAGAUAGUCCGUAUUUUCGAGAGAAUUUACACGAGCAUGAAAAAGAAUUGGAAAGAACAAGCAAAUCUAUCAAAAGCUUGAUAGCUUGCGGAAAAGAACUCAUUAACGCUGCGAGAAAUCUGUCGAAAGCCCAGAAAGCUUUUUCACAAAAUCUACAGGAAUUUCGAUUUGAAACAAUAGGAAAUCAACAAACUGAUGAUGAAGUAGUAAUUGCAGCUUCUCUCAAGGAGUUUGGAGAUUGCUUCUUAGCAAUUGAGGAAGUAUUUGAAAGAAUGCUAGAUAAAGCAAAAGAUAUGUUUUUGGCCCCUUUGGAAAGGUUCCGUAAAGAAAACAUUGGAAAAGCUAAAGAAGAAAAGAAACAGUUUGAAAAACAAACAUCUAAAUUUUGUGCUUCACAAGAGCGCUAUCUCAACUUGAAACCGAAAACUAACGACACUACAUUCCAAGAGGCUGAUGCAGCUCUUGUUUUGGAAGGUAAGCAUUUUUACCAAGCAUCCAUGAAAUAUGUUCUUUUAUUACAAGAAGUGCAAGAGAAAAAAAAAUUUGAUUUUGUCGAAAUUAUUCUUACAUUUAUAUCUAAUUGGUUAACUGUUUACCAUCAGGGCCAUGAAGUGGCUAAAGAAUUUAAAACUAACAUGAGUGACCUGCAGCUACGAUUGCAGAACACGCGAGAGAACUUUAAUAGUACUAGGGAUGAAGCGGAACUUUUGAUGAAUAAAAUGUUGGAGACCAGAGGUUCUCGUGGUGAGUUUACUCUGGCCCCUAAGGACUGUACUCGACAGGGUUACCUCUUUCUCAUGGAGAAAAAAGCUCUUGGUACUAACUGGACGAAAUGCUACUGUCGCUAUUUCAAGGAACAUAAAACUUUCUCUAUGAUUCCCUAUAAUCAAAUGGUUGGCAAACUCAGUCAACCAGAAACAGGGAUUCUUAUGUCUUGUAUAAGGAGAGCAUCUGAUUCCAUUGAUAAACGAUUUUGUUUUGAUAUAACUAUUUCUGACAAGCCAACUGUAAUCUUUACAUUCCAAGCAUUGUCCGAAGAUGAUCGACACUUAUGGCUCGAUGCUAUGGAUGGAAAAGAACCUACCUAUCAAACUCCCAGCAAAACGUCUGAAGAGACCUAUAUUUUGGAUAGCAUUGGGUUUCAGUUUAUCAAUAAAUGUAUCGGUUCUAUAGAGAGAAGAGGCCUGACAGACCAGGGUCUCUAUAGAUUGGUUGGUGUCAACUCGAAAGUAAACCGACUCGUUAACAUGGGACUUGAUCGUCGAAAAGCUGAUAAGCUUUGCUUAGAUGACACUGGAACCUGGGAAGUGAAAACAAUCACCAGCUCCAUUAAACAUUAUCUUAGAUCUUUACCAGAACCUUUGAUGACCUUCCGUUUGCACGAGAAUUUUAUCACUGCUGCCAAACGUGAGUCUAAACUUUUGCGAUUUCAUGAUAUACAUAGUCUUGUACAUAAGCUGCCUCAAAAGAACUUCAAAAUGUUAGAUUUGCUAUGUAGUCACCUAAAAAGAGUUUCAGACAAGAGUGAUAUCAACCUUAUGACUGUUGCCAACCUCGGCGUGUGUUUCGGACCAACUCUAAUGCGGCCCGAAGAAGAGACUGUGGCCGCUAUAAUGGAUAUUAAAUUUUGCAAUAUCGUCAUUGAAAUUUUAAUAGGAAACUAUGAAGAGAUUUUCAAACAGACACCUGUAGAUAUUGGACUUUUAGAUGAUCUGGAGGAUUGUAAAUUGUCACCUGCUGAGAGUACAACUACCACAAAGACAAGCUUGGAAAAUCAAGCUUUGCCUUCAGGUACCUCUAGUCAUGGAAUACCUCCAUCUCCUGUUUCUGCGACACACUAUAGCAAUGUAUCAUCAACUGUUAAUUCAAGUCCUGGUUUGCCUAAAAGUGGACCCUUCGCUGAUCAUGGCUCUCCAAAAUGUGCAGCUCCUGUUGUGAUGCGAUCGCAUAAUUUACCAAAAACUAGAUACCAGGGUAUUGGACACGGUCAUCUGAGUCAAGUUGGUGCUGCUAUUGGUGGAGUUCAUAUGACGGGUCACGAUCCCAGUCGUGGUAGCAGUACCAGCGGGAGUUCAGAAUCCUUGAAUUCUUACAAAUCCCCUUCGACAAACCCUUCGCCUCAAUUGGAUUCUAAUCGUAGAGGCCCUAUUAUGCCUGCAAUGUUUACAAGUGCCCCAGCAUCUGCUUUCUCUGGAUCCAAGAUUCAGACUCUUGGCGAUAUUGGGACGUUUGGCAGUAUUAAAAGGCGUAACGCCACUGAGUCGUAUGCUGGUGGUGGAGGAGGAGGCAGCGGCGGCUUGAGUGUUGGGGGAGGUGCUUUACGUUCGUCGAUGCACAGUGGCACGACUAGCAGCAACGUUGGGCUCCUUCCAGAUUCAUCUUCUGCCAUGUCUAAGUCUAUGACUGAACAGCGCUUACGUACUGUUCGAACUCUUUACAACUGCCAGGCAGAAAAUGAUUCUGAGUUGUCUUUUCAUGCCAACCAAUUCAUCUAUCAGGUGAAACCAUCGCAGGAAGCUUGUUGGUUAGAAGGGACACUGGAUGGUGUGACAGGGCUUAUACCUGAGAAUUAUGUGGAGUAUGUUGAUUAGUUCUGUUUGGCUUAUCCUUGACGGGCUGACUGGCAUUCUCUCUCAUUUUUUAAAAUCUUGUUCAUAUAAAAUGUUCUCAGUUUCAGAUUUUUAUGAAAGGUAGAAGGAAUGUUAACACCGUUCACUUUUUUUUAUAUCUAUUAUCGUCAGCAAUGUUUUAAAAAUAGCCUUAAAACAAAAUUCAGACAAUCUUAAUGCAAAGUGAUAUUUUGCUUAGU